Molecule: messenger RNA, 915 nt
Organism: Limulus polyphemus (Atlantic horseshoe crab)
Lineage: Eukaryota; Metazoa; Arthropoda; Merostomata; Xiphosura; Limulidae
Product: zinc finger MYM-type protein 5-like
Exons: 1
Coding region: 1-915 (304 amino acids)
Source: RefSeq, a predicted model, not a curated record
AUGUUAAAAUAUUUUUCAUUUCUUUCAAAAUUUCCGUCAUGUCAACUUACCAGCACACAAAAGAGGCGUGAACUGGAGGCUCGGCAAGAAAGGGAGAAGGAAGUGAUCAGGGAUUGUCGGACGUUAUUUGAGGUUGGCUUCCAGCACGAUCAGCAUAGAGAUCCAGUACAUAGGCCUACCUCAGCAGAUUCAGUUAAUACCAGCACCGCUGGAGAUUAUGACCAUGACAGUAGGCUUGACAUAGAAGAACAACAUGAACUGCCAGCUAGGUUAGAAAACUCAGAAACACAGACAGAAGCAUGUGCAGAGAUGGCCCAAGAAAGCUACAAGAACCAGCAUUUAACAGAAAACAAGCCCAGGUCAUGUGGGGUUGAUAUUGAACUCUGCCCAUCAGACAUCCCAACUAAGGAUUAUAUAGAAGACAUGAUUUGGAAAGGGCCUCUGCCUCACCUAAAAUAUUUCCUUAAUGAUUUUACCGGACGAAAAUUUCUAAUGUUUGUUCUCAAAGUCAGAACAUCAAAUGGCGAAAGCGAGAGCAGACGAUGGCUUGUAUUCAGUCCUGGAAAACAGUCUUUGUAUUGCAUACCUUGUAGGCUUUUCUCUCAUACAGUGGGCUCACAACUGCAAAGGUCACAGUCAAUCAUGGCAUCCACAAAAGGCUGGGGUACAGAACAGAAAUGGAAAAAGCUGUUUGACAGGUUGCCUCAACAUGAAAACAGUACAGCACACAAGAAUUGUUAUCUAGCAUGGCGUGAGUUGGAGAAGAGGUUAGAAAGUGAUACUGGGAGUGAUGUGAUGUCUCACAAAGUAAUCAUGAGCGAGACUGAGAAAUGGCGAAAUAUACUUACGAGGAUAAUUGAUGUAAUAAUUUUUCUUGACCAGGGAGAAAUUGCUUUACGUGGCUCAUCCCAGUGA